Prunus persica (peach) is the source of this 1922-nucleotide messenger RNA. RefSeq names its product syntaxin-71. Gene Ontology annotation, cellular component: SNARE complex; membrane; endomembrane system. The coding region runs from base 474 to 1364 and encodes 296 amino acids. The record is from RefSeq and is a predicted model, not a curated record. NCBI's taxonomy places the organism in Eukaryota, Viridiplantae, Streptophyta, Magnoliopsida, Rosales, Rosaceae. The transcript has 8 exons. Gene Ontology annotation, molecular function: SNAP receptor activity; SNARE binding. Gene Ontology annotation, biological process: intracellular protein transport; vesicle fusion.
AAAAUAAUUUGGCUAAGUUCGUUGCAAGAAUUCUAUAUUGAUGCUCUAUCUCAAAAUAAAUUGGUUAGUUAGAAGGUUAAAAGAUAGGACCUCAGAGCUAGGCCCAUUACAAAAUGAUUGUUCUUAGCCCAGUUUGGGACUUGUUUAAGGACCCAACAAAAAAAAAAAAAAAAAGAGAUGGCAAUAAGAAGAAAAAUAAAACCGGUAGAAUUUGACCCCAAAAAAAGACCGGGUAGGGAGACGGAAAUGGCCAAUGGGAUGUGUACCCGCCAAAAAGACAGUUGACCAAGUCGACGCUGUCGCGUCCUUCCUUACUUCCUGGUUCUCCAGAGAAAUGGAAAAAACCGUCCGAAAAUUCAGAGGCGCAGAAAGAGAGAGAAACGCAAUGCCUGAACGAGACGAGAGAGUUUCUCUCUCCCUCUCUCUCUCUCUAACGCAGCGAUCUUCUCUUCUCACUCUGAGAGAAAACGAAAAUGAGCGUCAUCGACAUCCUCUCCCGAGUCGACUCAAUAUGCAAGAAAUACGACAAGUACGACAUCGAGAAGCAGCACGACCUCAACCCUCACAGCGACGAUGCCUUCGCUCGUCUCUACGCUCGCUUCGACGACGAAAUCCAAGCCACUCGCCAGGUUUUUUUUAGCUUCCUGUUUCCUCAUUCGGUUGCCGAAAAAUGCAGGAAAAGUUUGAGUUUGUGGUAUUUGAUUUUGUUUUGGGAUGUGCAGAAAGCCGAGAAGGCUGCGACUGAGACUAAUCGGGCUGUGGCGGUGGCGUCCAAUGUCGAGAUUCGUCGGACCAAAACUCGAUUGAUGGAGGAAAUUCCUAAGCUGCGCAAAUUGGCUCAGAGAAAGGUUAAAGGGCUGUCCAAAGAAGACCUAGAAACACGCAAUGAUCUGGUUCUUGCACUGCCAGAGAGGAUACAAGAAAUACCAGAUGGGUCAGAAACUUCAGCCACAAAAGCUGGGGGAUGGGCAACUUCAGCAUCCCAUAAAAAUAUCAAAUUUGACUCAUCAGAUGGGAACUUUGACAGUGCUUUUUUCCAGCAAAACGAAGAAUCAAAUCAAUUCAGGACGGAGUAUGAAAUGCGUAAAAUGAAACAGGAUGAAGGUCUAGAUAUCAUAUCAGAAGGAUUGGGAACACUGAAAAAUUUGGCCCAUGAUAUGAAUGAGGAAUUGGAUCGGCAAGUCCCACUAAUUGAUGAAAUAGAUACAAAAGUGGACAAGGUUACAUCGGAAAUAAAAAGUAACAAUGUUAGGCUCAAGGACAAUCUUCACAAGGUGAGGUCGAGCCGAAAUUUCUGCAUUGACAUUAUUUUGUUGUGUAUAAUUCUCGGAAUCGCCUUCUAUAUAUACAAUGCACUGAGAUGAAAUUGCAUUCAAAAGGCCUCGAUCAGCAGCUAUUAUUGGACCAUAUCUUGCCCGGGCUUUCCUUAUAACUUUUUAGCAAGUUCAAGUACGCCCUCAAUUAUCAAAACUAGUUUUGGCUAAUUGAAGAUGAUUAUUAUAUAAUUUCUUACUCAGUGGUUCUUCUCUCAAUAAAAUGGAAUUUAAUUUGUAGUUUAGGUUCAUUUAUUCCUGUCUGUACUUAUCAUGCUAUUAAUUUAUUAAGCAUCAGUUAAUAUUGGUACAACAAAUGUUUCGUAAAGUCUGUUAUCUUGACCAUAAUCCGUACUGUGAGUAGGGAAAAGUGUUUUGCAGAAGUAUUUAACGAUGUCAAGUUUGCUUUCUGUAUAAGUAAAGAAUUGAUAAAACCAUGAAAGGAAAACGAACUGAAUUUACAUAAUAAUGGCCGAUAUUACUGAGAAUUCUACUUUACAUUACAUAACAGCAUCAGAAAAGUUUUUUCUUUUAUUUUUUCCCAUGAUCAAGCAUAAGCUUUUUUGUCUAGCCAUAAGACUAUUUAUUACACCAGUAUUGUAAGGACAA